Molecule: messenger RNA, 600 nt
Organism: Aplysia californica (California sea hare)
Lineage: Eukaryota; Metazoa; Mollusca; Gastropoda; Aplysiida; Aplysiidae
Source: RefSeq, a predicted model, not a curated record
AGGUGGUGACCAAGCUGACCCAAGUGUCCACGGACACAGACCUGCCCCAGUUUGUGCUGACCCAGAGGAAGGACAAAGACUCCCUCACCUUCUACGUGGCUUUCCCUGACAACGGCUUCUACAAGUUCCAGAUUUUUUCCCUGGAGGAGUCCAGCGAGUCGGAGUCACUGCCCAAUGUGUACAACUACCUGGUGGAGGUGAGUGACAACUACAAGCCGCCCACGGGCUACGUGAAGACCUACACCAAGUUCUACACCGACUGUUGCUGGCUGGAGCGGCCCCGGAGCUUACACCAGGGCUCCCCGCGACUGGACGAUGUCCAGUUUGAGCUGAGGGUGCCGGGCGCCCAGAAGGUGGCGGUGCAUUGUGGGGAAGAGUGGUUCCACCUAUCGGAGAAGGACGGCCAGUGGGAGGGGCGGGCUGACCUUGACAGGUACAAGGGCAAGGACGCCAAGGUCACGGUCAACGCGAACUACAACAAGGACGACAACUCGUACAGCGUCUUGUUGGAGUACCGGAUCUAACUGUCCACACACACACACACACAUAUACACACACAUAUACACACACAGAGUACCGGAUCUAACUGUCCACACACAA